Messenger RNA from Lepus europaeus (European hare), 1457 nucleotides. It is a transcript of the gene AMN, whose product is annotated as amnion associated transmembrane protein. Gene Ontology annotation, biological process: receptor-mediated endocytosis; intracellular protein localization. The record is from RefSeq and is a predicted model, not a curated record. The transcript has 12 exons. The coding region runs from base 18 to 1376 and encodes 452 amino acids. NCBI's taxonomy places the organism in Eukaryota, Metazoa, Chordata, Mammalia, Lagomorpha, Leporidae. Gene Ontology annotation, cellular component: endocytic vesicle; apical plasma membrane.
CGCGGGGCGCAGAGGCGAUGGGUGCGCCGGGCCGGCUGGUGCUGUGGCUGCAGCUCUGCGCGCUGGCCGGUGCUGCCUCCAAACGCUGGGUUCCCAGCACCGACUUCGACGCCGCCGCCAACUGGAGCCAGAACCGGACGCCGUGCGCGGGCGGCGCCGCUCAGUUCCCGGCAGACAAGGCGGUGUCGGUCCUGGUGCGCGGAGACCACGCCCUCUCGGACUUGCUCCUGCCGCUGGACGGGGAGCUCGUCCUGGCCUUGGGAGCGGGGUUCAGCGCCAAGGACGCAGGCUCAGGCCCGGACUGCGGCCCCGGUGCCCGCGCGCUCUUCCUAAAUCCCGACCGCUUCCUGUGGCACGACCCGCUCCUGUGGCGCUCGGAGGACGAGGCGCGCGGCCUGUUCUCCGUGGACGCCGAGCGCGUGCCCUGUCGCCACGAUGACGUGGUCUUCCCACCCGACGGCUCGUUCCGCGUGGGGCUGGGCCCCGGCGACGUGCGAGUCCGCAGCGUCGCGGCGCUCGGCCAGACGUUCGCCCGCGACGACGACCUGACCGCCUUCCUGGAGUCCCGCGCGGGCCGCCUGCGGUUCCACGGCCCGGGCUCGCUGCGCGUGGGCGCCGCCGCCUGCGCCGACCCGUCGGGCUGCGUCUGCGGCAACGCCGAGGCGCUGCCCUGGAUCUGCGCGGCGCUGCUGCAGCCCCGGGGCGGCCGCUGCCCCCCGGCGCCCUGCCUCGACCCCCUGCGACCCGAGGGCCAGUGCUGCGGCCUGUGCGGAGCCGUCCUCUCGCUGACCGUCGGGCCCGCCUUCGACCUGGCGCGGUACCGCGCGCGGCUGCUGGACGCCCUCGCGCCGCCCCGGUAUGAGGGGCUGCGCGUGGCCGCGUCCAAGGUGCCGCGUCAGUCCCAGCCGCGCGAGGCCGACACGGAGAUCCAGGUGGUGCUGGCGGACUCCCGGCCAGAGGCGGGCGCUGCGGGGCGCCUGGCCGGCGAGCUCCUGGCCGACGUGGGCCAGCAUGGAGCGGCCCUGGGCAUCUUGGCGGCCACCGUGCGCGAGUCCGGCGCGCCGAUCGGGGGCGGCUCGGCGGCGGGGCUGCACGGGGCCGCGGCCGGCGCGGGGCUCGCGGGCGGCCUGGUGGCGGCGGCGCUGGCGCUGCUGGCGCUGCUGGCGGCGGCGCUGCUGCUGCGCCGCUCGGGGCGGCUCAGCUGGCCGAGGCGGGGGGAGGAGACGGCCACGGAGGUGCCCAUGGGCUUCCGCAAUCCCGUGUUCGACGCGGCGGCCUCCGAGCAGCUGCCCCCCAGCGCAGCCCCCGAGUCGGAAGCCGGCGGCGCCAGCCACAGCUACUUCGUUAACCCGCUCUUCGCGGAGGCCCAGGCCUGACCACCGCCCACCGAACCCGGGUUCCGCUCCGCCACCCAGGCCGAGGACCGCGUGGCCUUGCGCAAUAAAGGGGUUCUCUGA